AUGGAUGAAGGCACAGAAGUCUCCACUGAUGGAAAUUCCCUGAUCAAAGCUGUCCAUCAGAGCCGGCUUCGCCUCACAAGACUUUUGCUCGAAGGUGGUGCUUACAUCAACGAGAGCAAUGACCGUGGCGAAACACCUUUAAUGAUUGCUUGUAAGACCAAACACAUUGACCAGCAGAGCGUUGGUAGAGCCAAGAUGGUUAAAUACCUUCUAGAGAACAGUGCUGACCCCAACAUCCAGGACAAAUCUGGGAAAAGCGCUCUGAUGCACGCAUGCUUGGAAAGAGCGGGCCCGGAAGUGGUUUCCUUGCUGCUCAAGAGUGGGGCUGACCUCAGCUUGCAGGACCAUUCUGGCUACUCAGCUCUGGUGUAUGCUAUAAAUGCAGAAGACAGAGAUACCCUCAAAGUCCUCCUUAGUGCUUGCCAGGCGAAAGGAAAAGAGGUCAUUAUCAUAACCACAGCAAAGUCACCCUCUGGGAGGCAUACCACCCAGCAGUACCUCAACAUGCCUCCCGCAGACAUGGAUGAGAGCCAUCCGCCAGCCACGCCUUCAGAAAUUGACAUCAAGACAGCCUCCUUGCCACUCUCAUGUUCUUCAGAGACGGACCUGACACUUUUUGGCUUUAAAGAUAAGGCAUUUUCUGGAAGCAGUGAUACUACCUGGGACCCAGACUCUCCUCGGCAGAAGCCUGUGAUGACCACCAACGGGCCCAAAUUAUCCCAAGCUGGUCCAGCCUGGAUCAAGAGUCCCCCAUCAUUAAAGCACCAGGCCAGAGUGGCCUCCUUGCAAGAGGAGCUCCAAGAUAUCACUCCAGAGGAAGAAAUAGCCUACAAAACCACCGCGCUGGCACUGUCUAAGCGAUUCAUCACUAGACACCAGAGCAUUGACGUAAAAGACACGGCACACUUACUAAGGGCCUUUGACCAGGCUAACUCCAGGAAGAUGUCAUAUGAUGAAAUAAAUUACCAUUCUUUGUUUCCAGAAGGAAACCAGCCAUGCAUAGAAAUUCCCAAUGACCAGGACCCAGACUCUAACCAGACCCUAUUUGCCUCCACUUUAAAAAGUAUAGUUCAAAAGCGAAACUCAGGGGCCAAUCACUAUAGCUCCGAUUCUCAGCUCUCAGAGGGUAUUACUCCUCCAAACUUAGAAGACGGCAAAGCAGGAAAGAAAAAAAUCUUCGCUCCAUCUCCUUCCUUGCUAACAGGGUCCAAAGAAGUAAUGGAGACUGUCCCUCCGGGCGCCCUGAGCAGGAGGAACCAUGCAGUUUUAGAAAGGCGAGGCUCUGGGGCUUUCCCCAUUGAUCACAGCCUCGUGCAGAGCAGACCCGGGUUUCUGCCACCCUUAAAUGUAAAUCCUCACCCUCCCAUCACAGAUGUCGGUGUCAACAACAAGAUCUGCAGCCUGCUUUCCUGUGGCCAAAAAGUGCUUAUGCCAACGGUUCCUGGUUUCCCGAAGGAAUUCAAAAGCAAAAAAAUGUUGUUGAGGAGGCAGUCACUGCAGACAGAACAAAUUAAGCAAUUAGUAAAUUUUUAA
Messenger RNA from Cricetulus griseus (Chinese hamster), 1533 nucleotides. The record is from RefSeq and is a predicted model, not a curated record. Lineage: Eukaryota; Metazoa; Chordata; Mammalia; Rodentia; Cricetidae.